AUGGGUCAUCAACACGAAUAUUUGUCGUGGACUGAUAACACACAUAAUCAACUUGUUAUUGAAUCGGAUACAAGUAGCAUGUAUAUAGAUAAAUGCGAUAGAAAACUAGAGUAUUUAAUAGCGAUAUGUUCAAUAACAAAUAAAGAUUACAAACAACUAUAUGAAUGUCAUCCUGAACGACAGUUUCAUUUACAGACAAGAUUAAAACGAGCUGUUAGUGGCAAAUCUACACGAUCAGCAUACUUAGUUUUAUCAUUAGGUGUUGGACUACCAUGUUUACUAGUCGGAAUUAUAAUUGGUACUGUUAUUACUAUUGUUUUUUCAAUUAGACGACAAAAACGAUUAGAACAACGAAGUCAAGAAAAUAAUCAAAUUCAUCAUGAAAUUAGAUCUAUAAAUCUCAAUGAUGAUGUUUCGAACAGAGCAACACAAAGUAAAGGAAUCAAACUAUCUCCUGCGUUCAAUGCCAUGUUUGAUCAUAUUCCCGUACUACGAGAAAGAGAAAUAUCUGAUAAUCAAAUGAUGGCAUUAAAUCGAUAUCAACCAUUGCAUGAUCAAUCAAUGAGACAAGAUCGAACACCAAUUCAACGCUCACAUAUAUCGAAUUUCGUAUACAAUCUAUCGACAGUCCCACACGAUAACAUGCCAAACAAUCUCAUAACAACUAAAAUUACAUCAAAACAGCCGUACAAAGUAUCGAAAAAUGUCAAUAGUAACAUGAAACAUAAUUUCAAAUGUCAUACACGUUCAAAAUCUCGUUAA
Rotaria socialis is the source of this 762-nucleotide messenger RNA. NCBI's taxonomy places the organism in Eukaryota, Metazoa, Rotifera, Eurotatoria, Philodinida, Philodinidae. The record is from the annotation of a GenBank genome assembly.